CUGGUUCUUCCAUACGAAACCGACAGAAAAAGCUGCGGAAUGGAACCCGAAGUGCUGCGGAAUGAGCCGGACGUGCUGCCGGUCUUCUACUACAAUGAUGCGCUGCUAUCGAACAUUGGUGAUACCAUUGGGCUCAACUUGUUUGAGCCGCGGUACCUCCUCAUGUGCCAGCGUCUACCGAUGGACCCACGCUUCCUCUUCAUGCCCAAUUACCAGGACUACCGGUGCCGCCCGGGCGAUGUCGGCUUUGUCGUUCAGAUCACGGGACUUUGGCCGCAGGCGCGUGGGAGCACCUUUGGAGUGCAAGGCUCUGCUGUCUCCCUGGCGGCCGUCUCUUGCACGUGGGUGGAGCCAAACACUCAUGGGCUGCACUAUGCCCAGUACCUGAAACUGGAUGCCAAGAAGGCGUCUCUCCUGCACACGGAGUCUGAGGCACUGGUGGAGGCCAUGCUGGAGAGUGGAUGGGACUAUGCUCCGGAGAAGGUCUGCGAGCGGCACCUGCGGCGCGCAGAGGUGGGGGCUGAUGUGUUUUUCAGCUCCAACUGGCCGGACCGGACCUACGUCAUGGCCUUUCUUGGUGGCCCAGACGCUGAGAGGGAGCUCAUGGACUGCUGGUCUGCGGCGCUCCCCGCGUUGGUGCAGCCGCGCUUCACGGGGCUCAGCUUUCGAGACCAGGCCGUGCAUCGCUUCAGCGCAUUGGACCAGGGCGUGCGCCUGGAUGAGGUGAUGGAGGAGUUGCGGCAGGCGAUCGUCGCGGACCCGGAGGCCAUGGAGCAGUUGAAAGGAAAGGAAAGUGCUGCGGAUCCCUUGGGUCUUCCGAAGAACCUGUGGCCUCGUUGGUUGGGCGACCUCCGACUGGCGCGGCUCUUCCGAAUGCCUGUGAACUUCCAGAAAAGGGUGAACUUGGAGCCUGAACUGGUGAAGUUCGGUUACCGUGAACAGUGGGCGGGUGAGGGUCGUCCGAAGACGUCCGUUGGGGUCUUGGUGACCAAUGAGUCCAACGUUGAACUUUGGACGCGGACUCAGGACCUCGAAGUGACAACGGAGUCCGCCCAGUUUGCCAGUGCAAAGCUUGUCUGGAAGCUGAACAGGAGAGGGUGCUGGCACAGCUUGGGGCCGUCGCCAGACCCGAAGAAGGUCAGCAAGCAGAGGAAUUAGGAUGAUGUCUCGCGCUUGGUGUGCAGUUUCGUGGCCACUGCAGUGGUUGAGGGCCUACAAAAGGCCUGAGUGAUUGCUGAGCAGCGUUUCCGAGCAACACCGAAAACAG
This is a messenger RNA of Durusdinium trenchii, 1267 nucleotides long. NCBI's taxonomy places the organism in Eukaryota, Dinophyceae, Suessiales, Symbiodiniaceae. The record is from the annotation of a GenBank genome assembly.